Amphiprion ocellaris (clown anemonefish) is the source of this 1841-nucleotide messenger RNA. RefSeq lists its product as uncharacterized. The record is from RefSeq and is a predicted model, not a curated record. Gene Ontology annotation, cellular component: nucleus; transcription regulator complex. Gene Ontology annotation, biological process: regulation of transcription by RNA polymerase II. The transcript is spliced from 4 exons. Bases 411 to 1397 code for a protein of 328 amino acids. Lineage: Eukaryota; Metazoa; Chordata; Actinopteri; Pomacentridae.
GGCGGUAACGGUCCUUCACAUUCAGACGCCAUCUUGCCAGAAUGUAAAGCGAAGAAGAAGAACGUGAACCAUGAGAGAACCUGCCCCGCAGCGACAACCGCAAGUAUGAUGAGAAAUAGCGGGGACUAUGACUCACUUUCGUGGUCAGAUACGGGGGCCACACUGGGGGCCCACAAUGGACAACAUGCUGAUAGAUUUCUGGCGCAGACAUGAAUGUCUGUUUAACUCCUCGGCUGAUUCUUACUACGACAAAGAUGUAAAGACAAAACUGUGGACUGAGUUUGCCUUGUCCAUCGGAAAGUCAGAAGACACAACUGAAGGGAAAAUACCCCAAGAACAAACAGAAACUGAAGACGGAAGCAGUAGCGGCCUGGCAGAGCAUCACGAGGAACCAAACGCAGCAUCUGGUGAUGUCUAUGGGUUCCAGACUUCAUACUGUCAAUGACUGCAAAGGAUUUGCAACCAGAUUCAAGAACCAAAUAUUAAUAUCAGAUGUUGAGAGAAGGUCCAGAUCACUCAGGACUCAGUAUGGGAGGGUGUUAUGGCAUCCAGAGAAGGUCAACACUGUCCAGCAAAAGAUGCUUAGGGAGAAGCUUGAUUUUUUGCGACCUUACAUAGUUCGCAGGAGAGGUGAAACAUGUCUGGAAGAAAAGUGUAACGAUCAAGAGGAGGAUGAUAAGGAGUUGGAGACUGAGGAAUGCGUUGAUCCAGAGAUGGGAAGCUCGUUAGGCAGCCCACUGGAUGCUGAUGUGACUGGGCAAGACCUGGAUGAUGAACUGCAGCCUCUUGGUUCUAUCCCAAACCUUGCCUCCCUGCAUUGUUCAAACCCACAGACUCAGGUCACAGAGGUGAAGUCUAUCAGCUGCCCACAGUGUCACGAUGGAGAGGACUCCCCUGAUCAGCCUGAAACUGCUGCACUAGACACUUCCAAACAUGACAUACUGAACCAGUUCAUGGAGGUUAUGAUGUCCGACAUGCGUCAAAUUAAAGACCCCAUGGUACUCAUGAGACUCCGCCGAGACAUUACUGACCUGGUGUUCAAAGCAGUGGAGGAGGAUACGCGGAGGAGAUAUAUUCGAGUGCCGUCCACGGCCAUGAUGGGGGACAGCACACAGAGCGACUCAUGUCCUCAGGAGCUGCGUUCACUGACAAACAUCUCUUGGAGACAGAGAUCUUUGAAGAGAAAGAACCAAGUGUGUGAGACUGAGAGGAGGAUGCAGAAAUGGGAGGAGAUGAAACACAUAAGGAAAAUGGCCUCACAGCUUGUCCAGCAAGGCCAAACAGUGCAGAGGAUGAGUGAAAAUGGCUGUCAGGUUCCUAUUCAAGAUUUGGAGAUCAAAAGAGAAACAGAGCCACAUGUAGUUAAGACUGAGGAAGAGCCAUUUUCAGUAGCUUGAAGGUUUACAUACAGAGUUCAUUGUUUUAGCCCUGGUUAAAGUCAGUCUGUAGGGUUUGUAAGCUACUAUUCCUGGUCAUAACAAUUACCACAGAAAUAUUUGUGUUUGUAACUUACUAGUAGCACUCUGUUGAAAGUUUUAGUAAUUAACAACAUUUAAACUAGUAAAAUACUGUAUAAAGGGAAUACCAAGGAAUGCUUAAGACUCAUCUCUGCUAUUGCAAAGAUAAAAUUUCUCAAUCUACGCCUCAAGUGUACAAUUUAACUUGUGGAUAUUGUACAUCUAGAAAAGUUACAGCUUAGGAAGUGUCAUCCCUUUUUGCACAACCCUGAGCUUUAAGCGCAAGGUGCUGGGCACUGUGUGAGCCUACUGAGGUAGAUGAAGCCUAAUAAAUGUUUUGAUGUUCUGCUCUCAUUAAAGAAAAAAAUACUUGUUUUCACUGUU